AUGAGCAAACGUCCGACACCAGGAGGACAACAGCAGCGAGCACCAGCUGCGCAGCGUUCGUCAUCUGUUGGAGUUCCAAGAGGUUCAGCAAAUCGGUCAUUAGUACCAACAAAUUCAAGAAAUAAUGUUAUAGAGCGUAUAGCACAGAAUCCAAUUCGUUUUCAUGAAGAAAAUGGAAUGAUGGUACCUGAUGGAUAUACAUCACAUGUAAUUCGACCGGCUGCUAAAGGAGAUGUUGUAACAAUGGCUCGAGCAAUGAAUCGUGAUUUUGGUUCAAAAGCGAAAGCUAUGUUUCAAAGUGAAGUUGAUGCAGCACGUGAUGCUAUUGAACAAGAUCUUUAUAUUAGUUAUCGACAACCAGGCAAAGAUUUUGAUUGUUAUCGUGUUGGAUCAAUUGGAAAAUGUUUUUGUGGUCAUACACUUGAUGAACAUGCACGAUUUAACCGCAAAGUCAGACGUUUAAAAUGUCAAUCAGGUGGUUGUGCAUGUGAAGGAUUUGCUUAUAUUCCAUCGCGACCUGAUGAAGUCGGUGAAUUUUGGUUAGCAAAACGACCAGGUUUUGAUCCAUCAACUUGGCGUGCUAAAUGUCGAUGUGGACAUGCACAUGAUCGGCAUGAACCGAAAUAUAAACGAUGCAAAGAAUGUAGCUGCAGUAAUUUCAAUUCUAAUUUCUUAUGUGCUGCUUGUAGUAAUCAUUGGGAACAACAUGAAACUUUUAUUGAACGUGGUAGUGAACGUGAACAACAGAAUCUACCGACAGGUGAAUUUUAUAUGCCUUUUGCUGAAUUACCAGAUAUGCAACAGGUCAUUUUAACUGGAUCGGAUGCACAUAUGCCGAGUCCAUAUUUGGAUGCAGCACCAAGACAAUCUCUUCCACAAAGUGGAGGAAUGCGUGGACGUUCAAAUGCAUUACAAGCAUCAAAUCGACCAGCUAUUGGCUAUGAUCAAUAUUCAGAUCCAUCAGCUCGUGGUGAAAGUAAUGCUAGUACAAGCCAAAAAGGUCCUAUGCGAGGACGAGGACCACUACGUGGUAGUCAUCAAGCAACUGAAGAAUAA
Messenger RNA from Adineta steineri, 1056 nucleotides. Lineage: Eukaryota; Metazoa; Rotifera; Eurotatoria; Adinetida; Adinetidae. The record is from the annotation of a GenBank genome assembly.